Recurvomyces mirabilis is the source of this 312-nucleotide messenger RNA. RefSeq lists its product as uncharacterized. The record is from RefSeq and is a predicted model, not a curated record. Lineage: Eukaryota; Fungi; Ascomycota; Dothideomycetes; Mycosphaerellales; Teratosphaeriaceae. The coding region runs from base 1 to 312 and encodes 103 amino acids. The transcript is spliced from 2 exons.
AUGACGACCACUGCUGGCGGCGCGGAAGACCCAAUCUCGCCAGUAGGCCAGUCGAAGCCUGAACUUACGAUCUCUGCCGCUGCGAUCAACAACGUGCCCGUGGAGCUCGAUGCCAAGGCUACAGCCAUCGAUCAGCGACGCGGGUCUCGUGGACAAGUGCUAGAGGAGAUGAGUCCUCACGAUAAGGAGAAGAGGCAGCAACUCAUUUCUGAGCGACAGGGCGAUAUGGCUGUCCUGGUCGAUAUUCCCCAGACGCCGGACGCGGAUGAGUUCGAGCAAGCAGAGGCUGUCACCACGGACGAUAAGCCGUAG